CUAAUUAAAAUCCACAAUAAGAUCUCUCUCUGUAUUCUCUCCUCUCUCUCUGGAACAAAGCCUUCGAAUCUGCGGAAGCCGGAGGGAGUACAUCGCCACCGGGGAAAAUGUCGAUGGUGGAUGAGCCAUUGUAUCCAAUAGCUGUGCUAAUUGAUGAGCUGAAGAAUGAUGACAUUCAAUUACGGCUCAAUUCAAUCCGUAGGCUGAAUACGAUUGCCCGUGCUCUCGGUGAGGAGAGGACACGGAAAGAAUUGAUACCAUUUCUUAGUGAAAAUAAUGAUGAUGAUGAUGAGGUGCUGCUGGCAAUGGCAGAGGAGUUGGGAGUGUUUAUUCCUUAUGUUGGAGGUGUGGAGUAUGCUUCUGUGUUGUUACCGCCUUUGGAGACCCUUUGCACCGUAGAGGAGACUUGUGUGAGGGAUAAAGCUGUUGAGUCAUUGUGUAGAAUUGGAUCCCAGAUGAGGGAAAAUGAUCUGGUUGAUUGGUUUAUUCCUCUUGUGAAGAGGCUUGCAGCUGGUGAAUGGUUUACUGCUCGAGUUUCUGCAUGUGGACUAUUCCAUAUUGCUUACCCAAGUGCAUCAGAGAUGCUAAAGACUGAACUUCGGUCGAUAUACAGCCAGUUGUGUCAAGAUGACAUGCCUAUGGUGAGGAGAGCUGCUGCAACUAAUUUGGGAAAGUUUGCUGCUACAGUUGAGCCCCCCAAUCUCAAGGCUGACAUCAUGUCUAUGUUUGAGGAUCUCACUCAAGACGAUCAAGAUUCUGUUCGAUUGCUAGCUGUAGAAGGUUGUGCUGCUCUUGGCAAGUUGUUGGAAUCCCAAGAUUGUGUAGCCCACAUACUCCCUGUCAUUGUUAACUUCUCCCAGGACAAGUCUUGGCGUGUCAGAUACAUGGUUGCGAACCAAUUGUAUGAGCUUUGCGAAGCUGUUGGACCUGAACCUACAAGGACGGAUUUGGUUCCUGCUUAUGUGCGCCUACUUCGUGAUAAUGAAGCUGAAGUGCGUAUAGCAGCUGCUGGUAAAGUCACCAAAUUUUGUCGGAUUCUUAAUCCAGAACUUGCUAUUCAGCAUAUUCUUCCCUGUGUGAAGGAAUUAUCAUCAGAUUCUUCCCAGCAUGUUCGAUCAGCUUUGGCUUCUGUUAUAAUGGGAAUGGCUCCUGUUCUAGGAAAGGAUGCGACAAUUGAACAACUUCUCCCAAUUUUUCUUUCCCUCUUGAAAGAUGAAUUCCCUGAUGUACGCCUUAAUAUUAUUAGCAAGCUCGAUCAAGUCAAUCAGGUUAUAGGAAUCGACUUGUUGUCGCAAUCUCUAUUACCAGCUAUUGUUGAGCUUGCAGAGGAUAGGCAUUGGAGAGUUCGCCUUGCAAUUAUUGAAUACAUACCGCUGUUGGCUAGUCAAUUGGGUGUAGGUUUUUUCGAUGACAAGCUUGGUGCCCUUUGCAUGCAGUGGCUACAGGACAAGGUUUAUUCAAUUCGAGAUGCUGCUGCUAAUAAUUUGAAACGCCUGGCAGAAGAAUUUGGUCCGGAGUGGGCAAUGCAGCAUAUCAUUCCUCAGGUUUUGGAUAUGACAAACAAUCCACAUUAUUUGUAUCGGAUGACCAUUCUUCGCGCAAUUUCAUUACUUGCUCCUGUCAUGGGCUCUGAGAUUACUUGUUCUAAGUUGCUGCCGGUGGUCAACACUGCAUCGAAGGACAGGGUUCCGAACAUUAAAUUUAAUGUGGCGAAGGUGUUGCAGUCCCUGAUUCAUAUUGUUGACCAAUCAGUGGUGGAGAAAACGAUUCGUCCAUGUCUGGUAGAGCUUGCUGAGGAUCCUGAUGUUGAUGUCCGUUAUUAUGCCAAUCAGGCACUUCAAUCAAUUGAAAGUGUUAUGAUGUCCAGCUAGACCGUUUUAUCAGACGAGAAUUCAUCACAGAAAUUUUUAUUCCGGUUUCUUUUCCUGGUGUUUCUGGAUAAAGACUGUCUGAUUGAAAUAGCUAAUUCAAAGUUUAGUGUUGAUUUUCUCCCUUCACUCGGCUGAGUGCUAGUGUAUGGCAAUUCCUGAAUAUUGUUCAGAUAAUUCGAGGAUGCUUGUUGCUAAUGUACAUGUUUGUCACUUGUAAAAUUACAGUUCAAUGACAAGCUGCAUUGUGCUUGAAUUAAAGAGGAGAAUGCACGUGACCUCUCUUUUUGAUUUUUU
Messenger RNA from Coffea eugenioides, 2165 nucleotides. Its product is annotated as serine/threonine-protein phosphatase 2A 65 kDa regulatory subunit A beta isoform. The transcript is spliced from 13 exons. Gene Ontology annotation, molecular function: protein phosphatase regulator activity; protein binding. The record is from RefSeq and is a predicted model, not a curated record. The coding region runs from base 108 to 1871 and encodes 587 amino acids. Gene Ontology annotation, cellular component: protein phosphatase type 2A complex; cytoplasm. Lineage: Eukaryota; Viridiplantae; Streptophyta; Magnoliopsida; Gentianales; Rubiaceae. Gene Ontology annotation, biological process: protein dephosphorylation.